This is a messenger RNA of Entrophospora sp. SA101, 699 nucleotides long. The record is from the annotation of a GenBank genome assembly. NCBI's taxonomy places the organism in Eukaryota, Fungi, Glomeromycota, Glomeromycetes, Entrophosporales, Entrophosporaceae.
AUGAAGGAACAAAAUCCACCCGAAACGCUUCAAAGUCUCCUCAAAUAUGAGCACAAGCCUGGUCAGGCACAAAGGUUUCUCGCUCGCAUGGGAAAGGAUUUCAGAUGGCCCUCCUCCAUGCCAGAAUAUCUCAGAAGACAUUCCUUCAGAAUAAUUGCUGACGUUGAGUUCGAAUUUGAUGACGAAGUUGGGUUUAAUUUCAUAUUUUUCUACAAUGCACUCGAUAGAGGUGAAUUUACGGGACAUGAAAACGAGUGGGUGACGGUAUACAACCAGAAGGUAGUAGAAUAUGGAAAGGAGUAUAGCAAUGAUCAAUUGGACUACGUUCUCGAAACUAUGCCUGGUGCCAUCCAACAUCUGGUUGAUCAGACACAUCUGCCACUACGUAGUAAGCCGGCGAAGAUGGUGAUUUCUCAGCGCGCUAAUAGUGGAGAUGAUUACAAGGUCAGGAUUCGCAUCAGAAGACCCAAUGAAAAUAAUUUGAUUGUUAUUUUUUCAAUACUUGGGAGGCAGGGAUGUAGUACAAACCUAAGAAGAGCUGGGGGUUAUGGAGCACCUGCGGAACAAGUUUGUGCAGCUAGGGUGUUUGAGGUGUCUAUUGGGGAUGAUCAUAACUGGAGCAAGUGGGUUCAAGCCAAAAUUUUACUCUGGGAAAAUGAUCCUGGUAAUCAAGUUGAAUAUGCCCUUGUUUACAGAUAA